AUGUCAAUUGAGAAAUACGACGUUGCCGUUGUAGGGCUGGGUGCUCUCGGCAGCUCAGCAGCAUACCAAGCCGCGAUUAAAGGCGCCAAAGUCAUUGGCCUCGAGCAGUAUGAGUUUGGCCAUGUGAAGGGAGCAUCCCACGACACAUCACGCAUCGUCAGAACCUCCUACGGAGCCCCCGAGUUCGUGGCUCUCGCCCGUUCAGCCUACAAGGACUGGGCCGAGAUCGAGCGACGGUCUGGUAUGCAGAUGCUCACUAUCACUGGCGGCGUUGUCUUCCUCCCCAAGGACGGACCAAAUGGUUCUCACACCUUCACCAACAGCCUGGACGCCAAUGGAAUCCCCUACGAGCUCCUAGAUGCCCCCGAAGCGAAUCGUCGAUGGCCUGGCUUCAAUGUUCCGGAGAGCGUUCAUACCGUUUACACGCCAGACACGGGCAUCGCCCACGCAGCCAAAUCCGUCACAACGAUCCAGUACCUCGCUCGCGGUGCCGGGGCCACACUCAAAGAUCACACGCGCGUCGACAGCGUAAUACCACAAGCCGGCGGCGGCGUCCUCGUCAAGACAUCCAAGGGCGAUUUCCACGCCAAGAAGGUUAUUAUCGCCGCCGACGCCUGGACCAACAAGCUCCUCAAACCGCUUGGAGUCGAGCUACCCAUUACCGUCAUGCAGGAGCAAGUCACAUACUACAAGCCCAAGCGGGAGCACGAAGCCCGUUUCGAGAGCGACAAGUUCCCCGUCUGGAUCUGGGGUGGCGCGGACUCCACUGAGAAGUGGUUCUACGGGUUUCCCUUGUACGGCGAGCCAGCACUCAAGGCUGGUCAAGACGCGGGUCGGAAUGAUAUGACACCUGAGGAGCGUACCUGGGUUCCAUCGGAGAGGCUGCGCAAGGAGCUGACCACUUUCGUCGAUGGCCUGAUUCCGGACCAUGGGGAGGAGCUGCGCACGGUGACCUGCCAGUACACAAUCACCCCUGAUCGACAGUUUAUUAUCAGUCCGAUGGAGAAGCACCAGGAUGUUAUUGUUGCGCUUGGAAAUGCUCAUGCUUUCAAGUUCGCUCCGGCUAUCGGUCGUGUAACUGCUGAGCUGGCACUGGAUGGGAAGACAACUGAUGAUAUUUCGAAAUUCGGGUUCCCUCAACCAACCACAAGCAAGUUAUAA
Messenger RNA from Aspergillus versicolor CBS 583.65, 1161 nucleotides. RefSeq lists its product as uncharacterized. The coding region runs from base 1 to 1161 and encodes 386 amino acids. Lineage: Eukaryota; Fungi; Ascomycota; Eurotiomycetes; Eurotiales; Aspergillaceae. The record is from RefSeq and is a predicted model, not a curated record. The transcript has a single exon. Gene Ontology annotation, molecular function: sarcosine oxidase activity; flavin adenine dinucleotide binding.